This is a messenger RNA of Rubroshorea leprosula, 3799 nucleotides long. Lineage: Eukaryota; Viridiplantae; Streptophyta; Magnoliopsida; Malvales; Dipterocarpaceae. The record is from the annotation of a GenBank genome assembly.
AACAAACAAACCCCCCCAUCGUUUCAAAAAUCCACAGCCUCCGUCUCUGUUCGAAAAUCACCGAUUUCACCAGCUGUUUGGGUGGUUUCUCUUAAUGGGUGAUUCUAUACCAAUUGAGUUUGUUGGUGGGCAAAAUGUUAGUCAAGAUGGUGAUAAUGUUAGCAUAGCAAAUGAGGCCAUCAGGAACUCACACAGUGUUCCUUGUAUUUAUCGACAAGAUGUUGUGAGGAGUAAUAAAAGUGGUGUGAUUGGUAUUGUAAGUGAAGUUGCUGGUGACUCAGAUUCAGAUGACAGCAUAAGUGAUGAUGAAGAUGAUGAAGAUGAAGAUGAUAAUGAGGAAGGUGAAGAUGAAGAAGGUGAUGUAAAUGCAAAUGAUGCUGGUGAUGGGAAUGGAAGUAGCAGUAAUUAUAAGUGUGGUGCUCUUCAAGCUGAUCAGGUUCGAGUGCUUUGGAUGGAUGAUACUGAUCCAGUUCAAUAUACUAAGGAUGUAACUGUUGUUGAUAGGGGAUUCUUGCAUGGGGAUUAUGUUGCUACAGCUUCAGACCCAACUGGACAAGUGGGUGUUUUGGUAGAUGUAAAUAUCUCCGUUGAUCUUUUAGCUCCCAAUGGAUCUAUUAUUAAAGAUGUCUCAAGUAAAGACCUAAAACGUGUUAGGGAUUUCAGUGUGGGUGAUUAUGUGGUCCUUGGUCCCUGGUUGGGUAGAAUUGAUGAUGUUUUAGAUAAUGUUACUGUGAUGUUUGAUGAUGGUUCAGUAUGUAAAGUAAUGAAGGCUGAACCAUUGCGACUCAAACCAAGUCUUAGGAAUACCCUUGAAGAUGAUGGUCACUUUCCUUACUAUCCAGGCCAGCGUGUAAGGGCAAGCUCUUCUUCAGUUUUCAAAAAUUCCAGGUGGCUAUCUGGCCUAUGGAAAGCGAAUCGGUUGGAAGGGACUGUCACUAAAGUUACUGCCGGCGCUGCUUUUAUAUAUUGGAUAGCAUCUGCUGGUUAUGGACCUGAUUCUUCUACUGCCCCAGCAGAAGAGCAGAAUCCAAAGAAUCUAAAACUGUUGUCUUGUUUUGCACAUGCAAAUUGGCAAGUAGGUGACUGGUGUCUCCUUCCAUCUUUGUCACAAUCAUCCUCUACUGGAAUCAACGAGGGUUUAUCAAAAUUAGGACUCAAUGAUUCAGUUCAAAGUAAGAGAGAAAAUUUUCAGUUGGUAGGUGAGUGCAGUGCAGAAGAAGUCACCAUGGAAGAAUCAAGUGAGACUAUUGAAUCAAUGGAUCUUGAUGCAGCAGCUGUACCCGAUGAGAGCAAUGGAACUAAAGCCUUGCUUGAAUCUAGUUCUUGCAGUAGUGCACUGUCAGUUUCCAAAGAGCCAGUUCAUGAACCUUGGCCUCUUCAUCGCAAGAAGAUUCGUAAAGUUGUGAUCAGGAAAGACAAAAGAGCUCGAAAGAAAGAGGAAAUUUUUGAAAGAGCACUUUUGAUUGUCAAUAGUAGAACAAAAGUUGAUGUUGCAUGGCAAGAUGGGACUAUCGAACGCGGACUAGAUGCAACAAAGUUGAUUCCUAUUGAUACUCCUGGUGAUCAUGAAUUUGUUUCCGAACAGUAUGUAGUGGAGAAGGCCUCUGAUGAUGAUGAUGAUAAUGAUUACAAACCCAGACGUGUUGGAGUUAUCAAAAGUGUUAAUGCAAAAGAACGGACAGCUUGUGUGAGGUGGUUAAAACCAGUUGCCAGGGUGGAAGAUCCCCGCGAGUUUGACAAGGAGGAAAUUGUUAGUGUGUAUGAGCUGGAAGGGCAUCCUGACUAUGAUUACUGUUAUGGGGAUGUUGUAGUUAGGUUAUCUCCCGUGUCAGUUCCCUUGCAAUCGGCUUCAAAUGGUGGUUCUAGUGAGGAAUCUGAACAUCAAACUGGGCAAAAUGAGGUUAAACAAGAUGUGAGAAAGUGCUCAGAAAGUGAGAAAGCAGAAGAUUCCUCAGUUAAUAAAGCUUCUAUGGAUUUUGAGGAUCUUUCAUGGGUUGGGAAUAUAACUGGCCUUAGAGAUGGUGAUAUUGAAGUUACAUGGGCUGAUGGGAUGGUCUCAACGGUUGGGCCUCAAGCAAUUUAUGUUGUUGGUCGAGAUGAUGAUGAAUCAAUUGCUGGUGGGAGUGAAGCAAGUGAUGAUGCUGCUAGUUGGGAAACAGUUAGUGAUGAUGAGAUGGAUGCACUUGAGAUUGCUCAAGAGGAACUUGGCUUAGAAAAUGCUAGUGGCAUUAACUCAGAGACAGAUGAGAACCUUGAAAAUAGUUCUGGAAGAAAUCCUGCCUUACCUCUUUCUUUAGCUUCUGCUUUUGGAUUUGUAACAAGACUGGCCAGUGGUUUAUUUUCUGGCCGAAAAAAAAAUGGGGAUACAGUUGAUCUGGAUUCCAAGGGUGAAGAUCUACUUGACUCACAGGAAAUUAUAAAUAUUCCAAAAGGAAAAGAUUCUGGUGAUGAAUCUAGCUCUCAGAAGUCCACUGUUAUUGAUAAUUCUGGUGGGGAAAGUUUCCAUGGUAAAGGAGAGGAACAUGUUGAAGCAAAAGCCCAUGACUUUUCAGUUGCAUCAGAAGGUUCCUGCAACCCAAGGACUGAAGAACUGAAACAUAAAGCAUGUUAUGAGCUUGAUGCUAGCAGUUUCAAACGGUUUGACAUAGCUAAAGAUCCUCUAGACCAUUAUUUUCUUGGUGCGAGUGGACAGAUUAACAAUGGAAGGAAGUGGCUGAAAAAGGUUCAGCAAGAUUGGAACAUCCUCCAGAACAACCUGCCUGAUGGGAUCUAUGUGCGGGCUUAUGAGGAUCGAAUGGAACUCUUAAGGGCAGUAAUUGUUGGGGCAUAUGGGACACCUUACCAAGAUGGUUUAUUCUUCUUUGAUUUUCAUCUUCCUCCAGAGUAUCCAGAUGUUCCACCAUCAGCAUACUAUCACUCUGGUGGUUGGAGGAUAAACCCUAAUUUGUAUGAGGAAGGCAAGGUGUGCCUUAGCCUUCUAAAUACAUGGACUGGCAGAGGAAAUGAAGUGUGGGAUCCAGUGUCUUCUAGCAUCCUUCAAGUCCUAGUUUCACUACAGGGAUUGGUGCUAAACUCUAGGCCAUAUUUCAAUGAAGCAGGGUAUGAUAAGCAGGUUGGGACUGCCGAAGGAGAGAAAAAUUCAUUAUCAUACAAUGAGAAUACUUUCUUACUAAACUGCAAAACAAUGAUGUACCUCAUGCGGAAGCCACCAAAGGACUUUGAAGAACUUGUCAGAGACCAUUUCAGGAGACGUGGAUAUUACAUCCUUAAGGCCUGUGAUGCUUACAUGAAAGGCUACUUAAUUGGCUCUCUCAAUGAAGAUGCCUCUGUAAAUGAUAAGGGCAAUGCAAAUUCAACUUCAGUUGGUUUCAAGCUAAUGUUAAGCAAGAUUGUACCAAAGCUUUUCUUGGCUUUAAGUGAAGUUGGAGCUGACUCUCAUGAAUUUAAGCAUCUGCAGCAGUCAUAGUAUAGGUCUUAAAGACCAACCACACUACAUUGACAUAAAACCAACAAGGUAUGCUGGAUUGCCAUGCUCAAUCUGGAGAUCAGUGAGUUCUUUCCAUCAAAGGAGUCCAUGUUCAGUCAGGAUCUCUUGAACAUCAAAGUCGAGUCAAUUAUCCAGCUUGAAAUCAACCAUUGAAUAACUCAUUUGUUGAUGGCCAAUAUGAAACUUAUAUGGUCAGCUAUAAAAUAUUGAUUUGAUGUUGAAAACAGAAAACAUGUUAGGUCUUGAGUCAUUUUACAUACAAUCAUCAUUCAUUUUCUAUGCUUAAUUUGUACAUAAAAGUUGAUCACCAAA